GCAGCAGGAAAGAAGAAAAGAUGGACAAAGAGGAGGCAGACUCAUCACUUCCUCGCAUUGCCUCACCUUCCCCUGACCAACAGCCCUUGUUUAACUUGGGGACCAGCGAAGGGGGACGGGGAGGAAGCAGUGCGCCAGUAUUUGAUGAUGCUCUGGAUGGCCUUCCUUCGUUUGGGCAGGAGGAAGAUGAUGAAGACUGGCACUUUGCCCUGCCCAUGGGCACCCUGGAAGACGUUGAUGUGGAUAAGGCUGGCAGGAAAAGCAGCCAACAGGAGAACAGCGAAGCUCAACGCGAUACCUUUGCUUCUGAGUCAAAGGCAGGAGAGGAAGAAGAGGAGGAGGAAGAGGAAGAGGACCAAGAAGAGCAAGAAGAGCAAGAAGAAAGGGCAGGGAGCACCGGGUCCGCUAACACCUUCCACUCCUCUCAGGACAACAGCAGAGAUGGAGGCGUCCUGAACCAGACAGAGGAGACCGAAGACAGUCAACAGGGAGAGACAUCAGAGGCAGCUCCAGUGGAGGACAGCAAUCCUCCGGUUUCUCCAAGUGUGAAUAUUAAAGAGGAGCCUAUUGAUGAAGGUUACGAUGCUGCGUUACUGCCUCAAAGCUCCAUCAGACAGAUCAAAGAGGAGCUCGAGCACCAGGAGGAGGAGCUGAGGAUCAGCUCUGUCUACUCCGUAGGUGGGGGGAACACCUUUGCAUCUCCUACCAUUUGUCCCCUCUUAUCCACUCCAGUGCCAGCAGCAGUCCCAGCCCCGACUCCAACUGCCAUUUUUAUCCCUGGCAGAGGAGCUGUCCUACAAGCCAUGGCUCCCCUCCCCAUCAGACCUCCAGCUCUGAUCCCAACUUCACUGCCAGCUCUGGCGACAAUACCUCCACGCCCGCCACAGCCCCCAGUUCCUGGUAGCGUUCGCUGCAGCGGCUGCUCUAAGGUUCUGCUGAAAGGUCAAACGGCUUUCCAGAGAAAAGGUUCGACGCAGCUCUUCUGCUCCACCGUGUGUCUGACGGGUCAUCUUCCUCCACCCAUCAAGAACCGAAGCUGUUUCCAGUGCAACAGGGAGAUCAUCCAGCCCAGGGACAUGAUCACAAUCCCAGCAGAAGACAGCACCUUCAUGCACUUUUGUGGCCAGUUCUGUUUGUCUGUGUUUAGGCACAAGAAGAAACAGACUGACAAGAUUCCUGACAAAUGGGCUGAUAAACGAGUGGAGAGAAAGCCAGAGAAGCCGCCUGAGAAAGCAGCAGACCGCCAGACUGAUAAACCCUUCUGUAGUGUCUGCAAAGUCUCCAACAAACCAAUUGAGCACGAGGUCACCCAUCAAGGCCGCCUGCACAGACUCUGCAGCGAUGCGUGUUUUGUAACUUGGCGCAAGAUACGCCAGUUAGCCAUGAACUGCUGUGAAGGCUGCGGGCUUUACUGCAACACCAAAUCAGGUUCCUGUCAGACGCUCACGAUUGAAAGGUCUCAGCUCAACUUCUGUGGUCCCACCUGCAUUAGCACCUACAAACAGACCUGCAGAAAGACGACGGAGUGUGCCUACUGUCAUAAGACGGUGAUCGUGUCCUCCACAAUCAUGGAACGAGACCAGAAGGGCAAAGUUCAGCUUUAUUGUUCACUGGUUUGCGUGGAAAAGAGUCGACCACCUCAACACAAUCUCACUGGUACUCCAUUCCCAUGCUGCCUAUGCAAAGUGACAGCUGUUCCUCAGUAUCAUCUGGCCAUGGUGGACGGCACCAUACGCAACUUCUGCUCCUAUACCUGUGUGUCUAUCUUCAGGAAGUCUGGCCACACCUCCCAGCCAGAUCUAACCAAUGGAGCCUCCUCUCUCAGGGACCCCUCCAUCAGAGAUGCCCCCAAACCAGGUCCCUCUGCCGGAGCCAGCUCAGUCCCUCCCGUCCCUCAGGAUUACCCCUCCUCAGUCCCCUAUCCAGGCCAUCAUCCCAGCCAUACCUCAGUGCCCCCACUUGUGCCUCCCCACCCGGCCAUCUCCUCCCCCUCUGUGCCAGGACAAACCCAAGCUGGCCACCCCCUGAAACCGGCAGAGGGCCAGCCAGGUGACGCCUCCAAACUGACCUGCCAUCAGUGCAGCAAACAGUUCAACACCAAGCCGCUGCUGUUUAGUCAUCAAGGCCGCAUUUCUGUGUUCUGCAGUAAGAUGUGCUGUGAGCAGUAUAAAACCCAGAAAAAUAUCCUUGCCGUUUGCGAGUGGUGUAAACAGGAUAAGGUGAUCUUUGACAUCAUCUCCUACAACCAGCAGGACCUGGUCUUCUGCAGUGAAAACUGUAAGCUGCUCUUCAAGCAUGACCUGACCUCUCGUAACAAGGAGCAUGCCUGGCGUCCCUGCACCUACUGCUCUGGCAUCACGCAGAAGAUGCUGCACAGCCACUACGGAGGCAAGCUAGAGGAGUUCUGUAGACCCCACUGCAUGUCCCAGUACACUGUGCUCUACUAUGGGAUGGGUCGGUGUGAUAGUUGUAGGAAACAGGGCUACAUGACGGAGAAGCUGCAGUGUUUGGGUUCGGUGCGUAACUUCUGCAACCUGCCCUGCGUGCAGCAGUACUGCCACCUUCACUUCGAGACGAGCCAACACAGCAGCAGUAAUGGGACUGGAACGGCGCCACAGACACCAUACGCUCCAACCCAACCCCACCACUCCUCAAAGAUGAAUCCAGUCAUAGCUGACGUCGUCUCGUUGGCCAACGGCUCCGCGACUCAGCCCAGCGUGUCAGCAGAUACCACUCUGACCGGAGCACUUCCAACCUCCAGUGUAGAUGGCAAGAACCUCGACCACGCCAGUACUCAGACUGAUGCCAUGCGCGUGCCUUCAUCCCGUCGACGUCAGAUGAAGAACAAGUCCGUUCUGUGCCGGCCCUUCACCGUGGACCAAGAGAUCAUGUGCCAGCUGCCUUCCACUGAAUCAGGAGCAGGUGAGGAUCGUGUGAAGGUGAUAAUGGUUCCAGUCCCAGUGCCGGUCUUCAUUCCAGUGCCUAUGAACAUGUACUCCCAGCACACGCCUGUUCCACUGCCUAUGCCCAUGCCUGUUCCAGUACCCAUGAUGGUGCCACCUCAGAGCAAAGAGACAAAAGAAGCCUCUGUCCAGUCAGAGGCUUCUUUUGUGGAGGAAGAUACACAGAAAGAUGAGUCCAGUGCAGACCAGAGCACCUCUGAGAGUGGAGACAUGAAGUCUGAAGUGGUUGCUCCAACAGUCCCUCAUCAUGAGGAGGCUCAGAAAGAAGAAGAGGAGCCAGCUGACCUACCACUUACUCAGAGUUCAGAGAAGAGUCCAGAGACAGCUGAUCCAGAGCCGGAGAUGAGCCAAAUGACAAGCGACCCUGCUGCCAUCUGUGCCGAAGAUCAGCCUCCCACCUCCCCGAUGAUGGACUUGGAAAGUGACUUCCCUCCCGAAUCAUUGGAUCAGAAGUCGCCGGCUCCGCAGCGAGGAGUGAAGCGACCCAGAGAGGGCUCGUCUGGUAGAAAACGGGGUCGGAGGCGGACCGGAUCUCUGGAGCGCAGUGCGGCAGCGGCAGCGGCGGCGGUGGCGGCAGCGGCGACACCACCUGUCGUCUCCAAACUGAACCACCUGUACGGGGUUAAAGCCUGGAGAAGCUGGGUCCGGCAGCACAAAAAGCAGCCCCAAAUAUCAGCCGAUCUGGUUGAAGUCAAAGAAGAUGUCCUGCAGUGCAACUCCGCUGAGCUCAGCUUUGGUCUGUCUCGCUUCAUCAAAGAAGUGCGACGGCCAAACGGGGAGACCUACAGCCCGGACAGCAUCUUCUACCUCUGUCUGGGGAUACAACAGCAUCUGUUUAUGACGGGUCGCAUAGAAAACAUCUUCACUGACCAGCUGUACAGUCAGUUUGCCUCUGAGAUCUCUGGGAUGCUUCGACUCUGGAAACCAAAGCUACUAGCUGGCGGUGGCGCCGUUUCCUCCCGUGUCGAGGAGUCCUACCUGUGGGAGUGUAAGCAGCUGGGCGCCUACUCACCUUUAGUGUUGCUCAACACGCUGCUCUUCUUCUGCACCAAACAUUUCCACUUCAACACCGUGGAGAAGCACCAGCGGCUGUCUUUUUCCAACUUCACUCGCCACUCUAAACCCUGCAGUCGAGCCGGCAAAGUCUACUACCUCCGAUUCCAGAGAAGCGGGGCUGGUGCGUCCGGCUCUGAAGAGACAGAACGACUCAGAAGAAGACAGGUGGAGGCUGAGGGGGACCUGGAGAUGAUGGAAAACGUCACCAAUCCCCUGCAUUGUCCUGUCCGGCUGUAUGAGUUCUACCUCUCCAGAUGCCCAGAGUCUGUGAAGAAAAGGACCAACGUGUUUUACCUGCAGCCUGAACAGAACGUCCACACACACAGUCCUCACUGGUACACUUCUCAGCCAUUGGAUGCCACCACUCUACAGAGCAUGCUCACCCGCAUCUUGGCUGUCAGAGAGGUUCAGAAGGAACAGAAAGCAGCGUGUCACGCGCCCUCAUCUGCAGCCGCCAAGAGUGAUGGCUUACAGUGAUGUCGAGCGCUUACAGUCCCCUCUGUGGUCAAAACAUUCCCUGAAUUAAAACUGUACUCAUCGGUCACAUUGGACGGAGGCCGACAGGGAGACGGAACAGCCAGAGACGCGAUGAACAGACACUUCGAAGUGGAGAUCAUCGGUUUGUUACCUCACCGGCCGUCACAGAAACGCACAAAGAGUUUACAAACAUCUGAUGUUAUUAGACAGGAAAAAGGGAAUGUUACACACAGCUUUCAGUGCCCAGCAUGUCAGAUGUGCUUUUUACUUCAGAUACAGACUGACGAGGGGUGGCGCCCAUCUGAGUUAUUGUCUUAUCGGUGUCUCCCCUUUUUGCUUCAGCCCUGCUGUUUCCAGAUCGUUCCCUGGAAGUCCCGUUCUGUCCCUCCAGCUUCAGUUCAUUUCAUUGUACAUCCUGUAUAAUGACAAUAAAGGCAUUCUAUUCUAUUCAUUUUGGGGAAGAUGACAAUGUCACACAGAGCCAGUUCUGAUGAGAAGGGUGGGUGCUGGGCAAAACCUUUACUUACAUGGCUAAAAACCUCCUGAGCUGGUGAAUGAUGGCACUGACUUUCAGAGCUUUCUGCAGCUCCUGUCUCUAAAGAGUUUCCCUCGUUUUUACCAGCAUCCGGUCGGAUGUAAUACACAUCUACAGCCAGAAGAUGGUGGCAAUGCACAUAGGAAGUGUUACUCAGUACCAAGAAGGGCAAGUCAUCAGAGAAAAUCUGAGGAAGCCAUUAAACAUCCAUUUGUACAGAAACUGCCUGGGGUCCUCAUACUAAAUAUCUAAAAUAAUUAUUUACACAGGGUAGAACGGUGUCGCGGUGGUUACCAUUGUUGCCUCACACGCCUGGUCUCACAGGGGGCACUGGCACUGGUUACUGACUGCCAUAGGGCAGACCUGUAGAACCCGUGUGGUGCAGUGAGAUUAGAUGAUACUGCUUAAACAUGUAAAUCCCAAGAAGACUGCAGCCAUUAAACCGUUUAAAAACAAUGCAAAUAACAAAAUUAAAAUAAAAAAAUUAAAUUUAGGUCCAUUGCAAACUCCACCACAAGUCUGCAGCAGCCAUGAAAACUAUUCACUGUUCUCUGUGAAUAUCUUUGCUUGAAAUGCCCACCCGUGCUCCUGACCCGAUGCACUGCUUUCAGGCUCGGAUGCCACAGACUUUUCAACUGAAAGUUGGAUGUACCUGGACACCAGUCUCUCCUGAACACAUCAGUUGAGGUCAGUUUGACACAGAAAUUGACGUUUACUCUUUGCACGACCUCGAGGUCUGUGGUGGAACUGCAGGCGCAGAGUGCUGAAGCUCAUUAUGGGUCUUACAGGGAGCGAUCGAACAAUAGCGGAAAACCCAGAAACUGGAAGGCGACCUCAAAGGGGAGAUUGGCCAGAUAUAAUUCAGGUGUGGUUUUUAACAUUUUAUGGAUGGAUCUUUUAAUCACAACUUGUAUUUUAAUCAGUUAAAUUACUCAUCACAUUGGAUGGAGACGACUCUUACUGGUUGAGAUCUGAAUAAAACUUUAAAGUGGACCUAUUAUGCUCUGUUCUUGGAUUCUACUAGACUAGCUUUGCAUGAUUCACAGUUCAAAAUAAGCCUUCUCUGUCUUCCCUUCGUGCAGCCCCUCAGUUCAGAAACAAGCUCCUCCCCUUUUAGGCUACCUAUCUUCUUAUUGGCUGCCCCUCGUAAACAGAAAUUGGGUGGAGCUUCUGUUCUCAUGGACAGAGUUGUGUUCAUGCCAGGGACUUUGCCUCUCAGUGGCCUCAUACUUGUGCGUGCACUGGCUGGCCAUCAUUAAUAUGAUGAUCCACCACUCUAACAGUCUAUGAAAGCACAGUAGGUCCCCUUUAACAUUAUCAGUGUAAUAGAAAACUCACAGUGCCUCUCAUCUUUUCUUGUUUUAUUUUUUUAACUAAUUAUCAGAUAUUAUGUAGUUCCCCCAUUUAUACAGUCGAUCCCACGUGGCCUUAUUUUAUUGCCAUCAGCUUUCCCAUUUCUCUCUUUCUCUCCCCCUCCUCCUUGUAGUAAACAGUUAGCUCACUACUAGUGUAUAAUCAGCUGAAAUCUGAGUUUUAUUUGCCUCCUUUCUUUCCUCUUUCUAACACUUUCUUCUGCUUCAUCCCCUCUGUCCCCCCCUUUUCCUUUGGGUCCUAAUUAAAGGAAAAUGGAGUUGACAAAAUUUAGAUGAGCAGCAGACAAAUAAAAAGUAUGACAACAAUACUCGCACUAACCCCUAAACCUGGAGGUUUUCUGUGUUUUAAGUACAGGACUGUAUGGAGUUUUUCUUUUUUGGAGUCAUUCCUGUUUUCUGUGAGACUUUUGAUGAGGAAUGAACUCUGUGGUUCUUUUCACUUUGUUGCCACACCCAGGCGUGUCUCCACAUGCUGGAUAUUAAGGCCCCAUUGUUUUGAUUGUGUUUUGCUUGUUUUUUUAACCUUUGAACUUCCUUUCAUGAGCAGGUCACAGUUCUGCUGGUUGAACAGGAGCUUAAGGAAAACUCUGGGAUAAGUCGGGGUGUGUUGCUCCAUUGACUUAAUGAAAAUAUGAAUUUGUUCUUUGUCAUUGUGGACAUCGGGGACCAGGGGCGUUCGUACAGCCUUCAUUGUUACUUGUGUUUUUUGCCACCGAGGCUGAGGUGGCUUUACCUUUGCCUUGUGCUCACGCUUUGAUAUGGAAUCCAUGUUGCAGUGUAAACGAGCCCCUCACUGACGGUUAUAAGCACUUGCAGUGUCGACUGAUGGUGAAUUAAUCCACACGUGCACACGCAGACUUGUCAAGCAUAACUGUCACCGCUGCUCGUGUAAAUGAAAUAUUACUGUCUGAAUAUUACAGCUGCUGUCUGAAACUCCCAUUUAUUUCAUCAUGAUUGUUCAGUGAGAAGAGGCCCAACGAUGGUGUGAAGUUUUAUCUCAUGCACAAAAUGCUGAACUGCCAUUAAGUAUUAAAAAACAAAACAAAAAAACCCAGAAGAUCCACCAUAUCUCUUUGGUUUACGAGGUGAAGGGUUUGUUCAGUUUUGAAACAUCAAUUCAUAAAGUAAAACA
Molecule: messenger RNA, 7536 nt
Organism: Archocentrus centrarchus (flier cichlid)
Lineage: Eukaryota; Metazoa; Chordata; Actinopteri; Cichliformes; Cichlidae
Product: zinc finger MYM-type protein 4
Exons: 28
Coding region: 21-4496 (1491 amino acids)
Molecular function (GO): zinc ion binding
Source: RefSeq, a predicted model, not a curated record